AUGCCACACCCAAGAAGACAUCACUGUCCCAAAAGGACGCCACGUCCCGAAAGACAUCCGGGUCUCAAGACUGCUGUGCCCCUAAAGCCCCCACCAUCACCCUCAGCCGAUGAGUCAUUGCCUCGCGGCAAUGACUCAUCGGCACACAACCUCAACACCCUCACCACCAUGACCCAGAGUGCUCCCGGGCCCGUCUCACGGAACAGAAGUGUAUCCCCGGAGUCUUGGACGUCCUCCACCUCGCCCCGCCUUGCCCAGGACAGAUCCGCUGAGCCCCGCACCAACGGGCGACCUCGACCACGAAGCAUGGACGAAUCUCCCUUCAGCAGUUCACCGCCAAGCCCUGAAUUAGACCAAACUCUUAUCCGUCCACGGCCCGCAUUCUCGUCCAUCCGCCCCUACAGCGAGAUCCCGGAGGGCAUCAGAAGCUGCGUGCGGGAAGCACUGCUAGAUCACGCCGCCAAGGGGGACCGAUCACCGGCUAAGAGUGCCCCAGCCUCGUCCCAGCUUGCCCGCUGUCUGCGGCCUGUAAGGGAGAGAACAAGCAUCUUUGAACGAGGAGUUGCUACCCGCGCCACCUACCCCGAGGGGCGCCGCACGGUCAUCCCGAUGGCGGCCAGAACGUCCAUUAGGAAGCUCGUCUCUAUUUUUUCUCGUGCCUUCGUCAAGGAUCGCGACAAGGAGCAGGAUGGAACUUUGGGAUCACAGAGCCGCGCUCCGCGGAGCCACAGCCUCCACGAAAGCCGCACCGAGGCGCUUGCCAAAAGCUUUGCUAACUCUCUUAGGUUUCCCCGCAAGGAGGCCUCGGGGAGUGCUGGAGACACCAGCACCUUCCCACGACGAGCGCGGCUCCACUCAGUGGCCAUCAGUAAGUUCUCGUACCUAGAGAGCGGAGCCAAAGACAAGUCCCUGGGCAGCCAGUACUUCCGGCAGGAGGUCACAGCCUCUCUCAUCAGAAGUCUGGUUUAUGGUUUAAACACCACAGGAGUGAGUCCUGCUGCCCCCGCGGCCGCCACCGCAGCAACCACCCCAACAUUGCCACUGCACGAGUCCAUCACGGUGCGACUUGUAAACCUGCGGCCAGGAAGCCCUUCGUCGCCCUCCCCGAUGGUGCCCUGCUUGCACUCCACCGACUGGCCCCCGACCACCCUCGCACCGGCAUGUUCCUCCCCCCGCCUUCAGUGGCAACAGGGAGGCAAGGGAGCCAAGAACAUCCCAAGCGAACCCAAGAACCUCCACGGGUCUCGCUCGUCCCGUAGUUCCCGCUCACCGCGCGUUGCGGUGUGGCCGCCUCUUAACAAACCCACCACCUCUGACCACUUAGGCACCCUGCCCCGCUCCCGCUCCCGCUCCCUCUCCCCAGCCUCGCCUCACAUCCCAGUCGCGCGCUACACACCAGCUCCUCCGAAGAAUCCGGUCCCUCCAAACACUCCCGACGUCCCUCGCAUCCCGGCCUCUCACCGCCCAUCACAUUCCCCUCAUUCCGACCUUCACGCCUCCUAA
Scylla paramamosain (green mud crab) is the source of this 1503-nucleotide messenger RNA. RefSeq lists its product as uncharacterized. The record is from RefSeq and is a predicted model, not a curated record. Lineage: Eukaryota; Metazoa; Arthropoda; Malacostraca; Decapoda; Portunidae. The transcript has a single exon. Bases 1 to 1503 code for a protein of 500 amino acids.